AUGUCCGGAGUCCUUGAGAAAGGAUCAGGUCACUCCAGUCCUAGAGGCGAUAGUGAUGGGGAGCCUUCUCUGGAUAAUAGUCCCAAUAAUGGGCCGAAAGUGCAUGUUUUCAACGAACAGACGAAUUAUGUACCUAGAAGGACGAUUAUCACUAUCUUUCUAGCAUGUGCUAGCGUUGAUUUUGUAUCAUUGAUGGACCAGACGACGUUGGCAUCGUGUCUGUAUAUCAUUGCCAAUUCAUUGGGAGCGAGUAACCAGGCAUCCUGGAUCUCCGGUUCCUAUUUCGUAACAUCCACAUGCUUCCAACUUGUCUAUGGAAAGCUUUCCGACAUUUGGUCUCGAAAGAUUGUAUUGUUCGUUGGUUUGGCGAUUUUCUUCUUCGGAUCCUUAGCGGCCUCAUUGGCACAGACUGUCACUCAACUGAUCGUCUUCCGCGCCUUUACUGGUGUAGGAGGUGGAGGCUUGAUGACCGUUGCGCAGAUGAUCGUGAGCGAUGUUGUUCCUCUCCGUGAACGUGGAAAGUACCAAGGUAUCAUGGGUGCAGUGGUCGCCAUUGCCAAUGGUAUCGGCCCUCUCAUUGGUGGAGCAUUGGCAUCUAUAUCACACGAUUCAUGGCGAUGGAUUUUUCGCUUGAAUCUGCCUUUGACUGCCAUCUGUUCAGCGUGUGUGUAUUUCUUCAUGCCAUUGCGGGAGGUGGAGGGUGACUGGAAACUCAAGGUGAAAGCCAUCGAUUUUGUGGGUGUGGUCCUGGCUCUUGGAGGAACCGCGGUCUUUUUCCUUGGCCUGAAUUGGGGAGGUAACGACUAUUCAUGGAGUUCUCCACACGUUAUUGCAUCAUUGGUGGUAGGUUUCGUGGUCGUCGUUGUGUUUGUGUUAUGGCAGUGGAAAGGUGCUGCUGUGCCCUUGAUUCCGCUUCAUAUCUUCCGCGCUCGCAUUGUCAAUGGUUGCACUCUUACCACUUUUAUCGCUGGGUGGAAUAGUAUGGUGCAGCUCUACUAUAUUCCCACCUUCUUUCAACUGGUUUACAAUUACAGCACUGUGAAAGCGGCUGCUAUGUUAAUCCCAAUAAUCGUGGUGCAAACCUUCGCCAGUACCAUCUCUGGUCUUGUCGUACACUGGAUUGGUCGUUACAGAGAAAGCAUCCUUUUCGGGUUUGGCAUUUGGGCAGUGGCUCUCGGUCUCUACUCAACACUGGAUGAAACCUCGGGGGUUGGAAAGCAAGUUGGCUAUGCUAUCUUGAGUGGAGCAGGUGUCGGAAGUACCUUGCAACCAUCUCUCAUCGCACUACAAGCUGGUGUCGAGCGUCGAGACAUGGCCGUCAUCACUUCAUUCAGGAGUUUCAUGCGGAAUCUCGGUGGCACACUUGGAAUAGUGAUCAGUGGGACAAUCCUCAACAACAUUAUCGCAUUCUCAAUAUCAGGCCUCGAUCUCUCCGCAUCCGACUCACAGUCCCUGUUAGCACAUCCCUCGACCUUCCUAUCAGCCCAGUCUGCAGAGAAGGCAGCGCAUAUCCGCAGUGUCUUGAUCCCAGCAUACCGAAAAGGCUUCCGAAUCAUCUUCUUAAUAGAGGCAGGGCUAUCAGCAUUGGCAGUUUUGCUUGCUUUCUGGCUCAUACCUCAGGUUGGGCUAAGCAGAGCUGAUGAUGAUGCUCUGAAAGAGGAGGGAAAGAAGAGAGCUCAUAAUGGGUCUGAUCCGGAGAAGGAGCCCAGACAGACCGAAAAAUCUGGGUAG
Molecule: messenger RNA, 1731 nt
Organism: Penicillium pulvis
Lineage: Eukaryota; Fungi; Ascomycota; Eurotiomycetes; Eurotiales; Aspergillaceae
Product: MDR family MFS transporter
Exons: 7
Coding region: 1-1731 (576 amino acids)
Biological process (GO): transmembrane transport
Molecular function (GO): transmembrane transporter activity
Source: RefSeq, a predicted model, not a curated record